This is a messenger RNA of Sinocyclocheilus rhinocerous, 819 nucleotides long. RefSeq names its product lysophospholipase like 1 (gene lyplal1). The record is from RefSeq and is a predicted model, not a curated record. Gene Ontology annotation, molecular function: palmitoyl-(protein) hydrolase activity; carboxylic ester hydrolase activity. The transcript is spliced from 5 exons. Gene Ontology annotation, biological process: protein depalmitoylation. NCBI's taxonomy places the organism in Eukaryota, Metazoa, Chordata, Actinopteri, Cypriniformes, Cyprinidae. Gene Ontology annotation, cellular component: cytoplasm. The coding region runs from base 26 to 724 and encodes 232 amino acids.
GGUGAGUAUCGCGAGAUAACACGGGAUGAAUAUGGCCGCAGUUAAACUACAGACGAGUGUCGUGAGUCAGGCUGGAAAACACACUGCUUCUGUCAUCUUUCUUCAUGGCUCAGGCGACACGGGGCCGGGUUUGCGCAGGUGGGUUUAUGAUGUGUUGGGACAAAACCUGGCAUUUGAAAACAUCCGGGUGAUUUAUCCCACAGCGCCAGCCAGGCCGUACACACCCAUGCGAGGGGCUCAGUCUCAUGUGUGGUUCGAUCGUCACAAGAUUUCCCAGGAUUGCCCGGAACAUUUGGAGUCUAUAGAUUCCAUGUGCGAAAAUUUAAGCGCCAUUGUCCAGGAGGAGAUCCGAGCAGGGAUCCCUAAACACAGGAUGCUUAUUGGUGGCUUCUCGAUGGGUGGUGCCAUGGCAUUACACCUGGUUUGCAGGUACCACCAGGAUGUUGCUGGCAUCUUUGCUCUGUCCAGCUUUCUCAACAAAGACUCAGUUGUAUAUCAGGUAGUAGAAGAUGCAUCCCAAUGCCCGCCUCUACCUGAGCUCCUUCAGUGUCAUGGCACAGCAGAUGAGCUGGUUUUCCAUAGCUGGGGCGAGGAGACCAACUCACUGUUGAAGAAAGCUGGCCUCAACACGUCUUUCCAUUCCAUACCAGACCUCAACCAUCAGUUGUGUCGACAAGAACUGGAGUUACUACGCUCCUGGAUCCUGAAGAAACUUUCCCUUUAGAACAUCCAUAAUGCUGGACAAUGACUACUGCUUCCCUAUAUACAAUACAAUAAUCACCAUUUACUCUCCCUCAUGUUGUCACAAGAUGUCAUUUU